AUUUGGUCCAUUUUAGCAAAGCCAGUCCCAUUUUUUAAUUCCGCUUUGCAGGUCUUUGGUCUCUUUUUAAUUUUUGAAAAAAAAUAAAAUAAAAGUGCGCUGCUUGUUUUCUAGGGUUUCCAACUGAAGUGAAGUCUAUGAUGAUUAUUUGUCUGCAAUUCCUUUAGUUCUUCGUUUUUUCUAGUUCUGUUAAACCUUGCUCGAAUCGAGUUCUUCACCGUUUAACGGGAUUUGAAUUUUGUGGCGUAAUUUGAUUGUCAAGUUGGCUAAGAUCUUUCAAGUACAGUAGUGAGGAGUAUUUAUAAUCUGGGUCUGGCUCAAAAUCCUAAAUUUAGGUGUUCUCUUUCUUAACUUACUUGUAAUGGACGACGGGGAGCUUGAUUUUUCUAACCAAGAAGUGUUUUCGGGUAAUAACAUUGGUGAAAUUCCAAGCAGUUGCUCAAUGGACGGCUUUUUUGAUGAAUUACAAUUACUCAACGACACACUUGCUUGCAGUCAUACACAUACUUGCAACCCACCUGGCCCUGAUUACUCGCAUACACACACUUGUUUCCACGUGCAUACCAAAAUUGUUCCUGCCCAAAAUGAAGAUAAGGCUGCUACUGAUGACACUGCAGAGUCAACAGAGCAGAAAUCAAAGAAACGCCCCUUAGGUAACCGAGAAGCUGUUAGAAAGUAUAGGGAGAAGGUUAAGGCUCGGGCUGCCUCAUUGGAGGAUGAGGUUGUGAAAUUGAGGGCCAUAAACCAGCAGUUGUUGAAGAGAUUGCAGGGUCAGGCAGCUCUGGAGGCUGAGAUUGCAAGGCUCAAGUGUUUGCUUGUAGACAUCCGAGGAAGAAUUGAAGGGGAAAUUGGAUCAUUUCCUUAUCAGAAACCCACCAAUGUUAACAUGCCUUCUAUGAGUUUGCCUAGUGCACAUAUGAUGAAUCCUUGCAAUAUGCAAUGCAAUGAUCAGGUUUAUUGUCUUCACCUUGGACCAGAGGGAAAAACAGGAGAAGCUGCAUCACUGAAUGGGCAAGGCGUUGGUGGCUGUGACUUUGACAAUCUUCAGUGUUUGGCUAAUCAGAACACAGGAGCGAAGGAGCUUUCUCCAUGUGGAGUUGGAAAUGCAAAGUCCAAUGGUAAUGCUUCUGGCAGCAAAAGGAAGAGAGGAGCUGGUGCAGCAACAGCAAGUUGAAGAACAUUUCAAAGAGUUAUCCUUAAUCUGCAGGAGUACAUACUUUCUUCCAAUAACAGGUUUUCUGAAGCUGCUGUGCACUCCUUUAGGUCACUAUUAUUUAUUUAUUUAUUUAUUUUCCCUUCUUUUCCAUAUUUCCUUUCUCAGCCCAUCUUGUGCGUUCAAGAGUUUAAGAAUUACUUUUGUAACCCAACUCUUGUUGGAUUUUCUGCUAUUAGUUAGUGGUUUAGCUAGUUAUGCUCUUAAUUACAAGAAAACUUGUAUAGCAGGAACUUUUGAGUUUGAUGCUCGUAGCUUUAGCAGAAACCGUAUUCUGGUAAAGAUACAAUCAGCUUGAUAAUGGUAAUAUUCCUUAGUCAUUAAUCGUUAUCUAUAUAAUGGGACAUUAUUUCAGUG
Messenger RNA from Rubroshorea leprosula, 1570 nucleotides. Lineage: Eukaryota; Viridiplantae; Streptophyta; Magnoliopsida; Malvales; Dipterocarpaceae. The record is from the annotation of a GenBank genome assembly.